This is a messenger RNA of Lecanosticta acicola, 668 nucleotides long. NCBI's taxonomy places the organism in Eukaryota, Fungi, Ascomycota, Dothideomycetes, Mycosphaerellales, Mycosphaerellaceae. The record is from the annotation of a GenBank genome assembly.
AUGGCUUCAUCAACGCCAGUUAUGUCCUUCUUGAGGCCGCUACGUCUCCCGCGACCUUCAACCGUCCGCCAUUUCCUCCGCUUCUCCACCAGCGCACCAUGCAGUGAAGCUACACAGCAGCAGAAAGAGGGUUAGCACAGCACAGCACAGUAUCCCCUGAUCAAGGAAAUCGCUGACAUUGAGAUACAGACCCCAAUCUGAUAGCCUCGCGAACGGCACCCGAAGCCUAUCCUCCGCCUUCCAUCGCAAUCCGCUCCAACCCUCGACCGAAGGAAUCCAGGGCCUCGAGACGAACAUCUUUUCCUAUGAAACAACGUCAGUAUCCAACGCGAGUACCCUCCCACCACCAGCCAGAAACUCCCAAACUCAUCCCGGAGCCCGUCGAAUUACUCCCUCCAGAGCAAUGCGCACCAAAUCUACCUUACUUUGUCACGCGAUCACGCAAAGAUGAGCUGCCGAUUUAUACCUUGCGAAAGCGAGGAGGGAAUCUGAAGAUGACGAGAGUGAAGAGGAUUGAUGGAGAAACGUCUGUCUUGAGGGAUGAGCUAAGGCAGCUGUUGCGUGUGGGUGCAAAGGACGCCGUGAUAAAUCAUACGACGGGACACAUUAUGAUCAAGGGUCAUUUCAAGCCGCAAAUUGAACAGUACCUCCGUCAGCGGAAUUUCUAA